GCCUCUUUGUUCAAACCGAUUCAGCUCCUCACCCUCAGCGUCGCCACCUGCGCACGGGGAGUGAGCACCGGCACCGAGUGUCUAUCCAGAUUUACAUUUAGAUAUCUCUAAAUUGGUCAUGUGGUAGAUGCUGCAUAUUAGUCGUGAAGCAGACUAGGUGGCUUAUUUUUUGAAGGUGUGAAGCGUAGCUUGGGACGUUGAAUCAUUUUUGCUCACUUACCGGUUCUUUUUUGCUGUUUCACCCAUUCGACCGAUCGCUGACAGACGACACUAUUGGAGCAUCGGGAUACGUUUAGAGCACCUUCACUGAAGCGCUGCGUUCCGAUCUUACAUUCCUGCGGAUUUUUUAUUUUGACUAUUUUCAGGAUUUCAUACAAAGGGACCCUUGCUGAUUUGUCAGGACGCCGUCAGACUCCUCUCUAAAGGUCAAGGAUGGCGGUGGCUGUGUGUGUAGCUGGUCUGCAGGCUGUCCUGUCUCUGCUGCUGCUUGGUAUGAGCGAGGCAUCCUCCAUAGUGAACAUGCGUAGAGUCACCCACCCUACCAUACGAGAGCCCCUGGCUGGCAUCGCCCACCUCCCCUGCGUCUUCACCCUCCAGCCCGGUGAGCUCAGCCCUUCCAGCCAGCCUCCCCACAUCCAGUGGACCCGAACCUGGAUACCGCAGGGUGGAGAGGGGGGUCCACUGGAGCAGAUGGUUCUCUCAGCAAAGGGUGAUAUGGUGAAGGUGAAUAAGGCUUUCGCUGGCCAGGUCAGGUUGCUUGGAUAUGCUGCUAACAACCUAAAUGCUACCAUGGAGAUCUCAGGCCUCCGUAGCAACGACACAGGCACCUACCAUUGUCAGAUUGUGGUUGCAGAUGACUACGAGCGAGACAUAGUGCCCCUUGUGGUCACAGGUGUGGUAUUCCAUUACGGGUCUCCUAGUGACCGUUACGCCCUCUCAUUUGAUGACGCUAAGUGGGCCUGUCAGGAGAACUCCGCCCUCAUCGCCACGCCCAACCAGCUGUGGGCAGCAUUCCAUGACGGUUACUCCAACUGUGCUGCCGGAUGGCUCUCUGACCAGACUGUCCGCUAUCCUAUCCAGUCACCAGAGCUUGGUUGCUAUGGACACCAGGAAUACUCAUCUGGUGUGAGGAAUUAUGGGAAAAGAGAUGCUAAUGAGCUGUUCGAUGUCUACUGUUUCAGCAGGGAACUGGAGGGUGAGGUAUUUCAUUCCUGGGUUCCUGGGCGUCUGUCUCUGUCCUCUGCUUCAGAACGCUGCGUCUCCCUGGGGGGACAAUUAGCCACGGUGGGACAGCUCUACCUGGCCUGGAGGACAGGGCUGGACGUCUGUGCUCCAGGCUGGCUCUCUGACGGCAGUGUCCGCUACCCUAUCACCCAGCCCAGGCAGGGCUGUGGAGGGGACCAGCCAGGGGUCCGGACCGUUGUACCCAACACCAAUGGAACCACAACCAGCAGCGGAUCAGCCAAUGCUACGGACACCAUACCACUCUAUGACGCCUAUUGCUACAGAGGGAACGUGAAGAAUCCAGGACCCAUCUCUAGGAUCUACACGUCUUUGUGGAAGCCUUGGAGCCAGCUGACCGGCUCCAGCCACUCAGACAACCUGGGAACAGACAGUCCUGCCCUGGCUACUGAGACCACCAGCGGCACACCGACCACCGUCACAGAGAGCCGUAACCUUUCACCAUCUGAUGACCUCACACCCUCAAACUGGACCGGAUUGGUUGAUCUGGAGGAAGAGGCCCACUCUUCCACAGAGUCCUCUGAGGGUUAUGUCACCCUGCAGUUGAGCCCAGGAGAGAGCUCUCUAGCCUGGGGAGACCUGGGAGACAUGGACCCUGACUCUGGAGCUUUCCUCAGACCUCCAGCCACACCCAGCCCCAGCCCCAGCCCAAGUACUACCACUCAGGAAGAACUAUCACCCUCGACCCCAGCUGACAGAAAGGUGAUGGCCAAGAUAGUGAAGUCCAUGUGGAAGCCGUGGAACUACCUGGCAGAAGGUACCCCAGGAACAGGCAGUCCAGAGGGGGAGAGAAAGGGAAGUGCAGCAGGGACUCUGACAGACAGUGUGGCUGUACCCACUGGCUCUCCUGCUCCAGGUUUAUCCUCAUGGGGUGGUGGGUGGUGGGAUGGCUCAGGACUGGGGGACCUAGAUGAUACACCACCCACUGGUGAGCCGUCAUCCUCCACUGGUGAGCCGUCAUCCUCCACUGGUGAGCCGUCGUCCUCCGCUGAUGAGCCGUCGUCCUCCGCUGAUGAGCCGUCGUCCUCCGCUGGUGAGCCGUCGUCCUCCGCUGAUGAGCCGUCGUCCUCCGCUGGUGAGCCGUCAUCCUCCGCUGGUGAGGCUCCGUCCUCCGCCGGUGAGCCAUCGUCCUCCGCCGGUGAGCCGUCGUCCUCCGCUGGUGAGCCGUCAUCCUCCGCUGGUGAGCCAUCGUCCUCCGCUGGUGAACCGUCGUCCUCCGCUGAUGAGCCGUCAUACUCCGCUGGUGAGCCGUCGUCCACCCCUGGUGAGCCGUCGUCCUCCCCUGGUGAGCCGUCCUCCUCCCCUGGUGAGCCGUCGUCCUCCCCUGGUGAGCCGUCGUCCUCCCCUGGUGAGCCGUCCUCCUCCCCUGGUGAGCCGUCGUCCUCCCCUGGUGAGCCGUCGUCCUCCGCUGGUGAGCCGUCUUCCUCCCCUGGUGAGCCGUCGUCCUCCGCUGUUGUGCCGUCGUCCUCCCCUGGUGUGCCGUCGUCCUCCCCUGGUGUGCCGUCGUCCUCCCCUGGUGUGCCGUCAUCCUCCGCUGUUGUGCCGUCGUCCUCCGCUGUUGAGCCGUCGUCCUCCACUGGUGAGCCGUCGUCCUCCCCUGGUGAGCCAUCAACCUCCCCAGCCCUGCUCACCUCUACCCCGGCCACAGAGAACCAGUCCUCUGCCUCCACCUCCACCACUGGAGGUUGGGAGGCUAUCCCAGACUCAUGGGUCCAAGUGACCCCAUCAACAGGAGUGACCUCACCCCAGCCGGGUUAUAGGAGAAUGGAAGAGGUUACCACUAGUACCACUAGAGCAGAUAGCAUAGCCACCACUGUGAGCGGGAGAGCAAUGGUGAAAGAGGAGGAAGGGAGUGCCCUGGGGGCAUCUGACGAGGCCAGAGGGGAGAUCCAGUUUACCGGUAUCCCCGUUGGAACAACCAAACCCAAACUCAGGGUCCCUCCAUCCAACAACAGAACCAUGAGGAAGAACCAGUCACGAGCCAGUGGCAGCACAACUCAACCCGCAGUCAGCAACUCCACAGCUGGGUCAGACAGCAGAGACUCUUCCCCUCCAUCCAGACCAGGUGCUGGAGCUCCAGCCCCUCCACCCUCAGCCUCAGUCAGCCAGGGCAGCUCCAGGGUGGCAUCUCCGUCCAUAUCCUGGGUCCCCACGGAGAGAGCUGGAGAGUGGGGUGGCGAGGGGCCGGAGAGAGAGCCCCUGGAGGUGCCCUCCGAACCACCAGUGGAGGAGGAGACAGCCUUGUCUCACUCACUCGGCUCUGGGUUGCCUAGCAACAUGGACGAGGAAGGUGGCAGAGGUGCCGGAUUCAACCAAAGCAACGGAACUCUGGACUCCGCUGGUGAGGAGGAUCCCUGUGUGACCAACCCGUGUGUACAUGAAGGGAAGUGUCUACCUCAGGGCAAGGGCUACAGCUGUUACUGCCCACAGGGCUUCACAGGGGAGAACUGUGAGAUCGACGUGGAUGACUGCCAGUCCAACCCGUGUCUCAACGGAGGCACCUGCAUCGACAAGAUCGACUCAUUCAUCUGCCUCUGUCUGCCCAGCUACGCAGGAGACACCUGUGAGAAGGAUGUUGAGGGUUGUGAGCAUGGAUGGAGGAAGUUCCAUGGCCACUGCUACAGGUACUUCUCUCACAGACACACCUGGGAGGAUGCAGAGAAGGACUGCAGAGAGCAGAGCGCCCACCUCAGCAGUAUCACCUCGGUCAUCGAGCAGGAGUUCAUCAAUGGGCUGGGCCAUGAUAACGCCUGGAUCGGCCUGAAUGAUCGUACAGUGGAGGAGGACUUCCAGUGGACUGACACCAAUGACCUGGUGUAUGAGAACUGGAGGGAGAGCCAGCCUGAUAACUUCUUUGCGGGCGGAGAGGACUGUGUGGUGACCAUCGCCCAUGAGGAGGGCAAGUGGAACGACGUGCCCUGCAACUAUAACCUGCCCUACAUCUGCAAAAAAGGCACAGUGCUGUGUGGAACCCCGCCCGCUGUGGAGAAUGCCCAUCUGAUUGGCCGUCGGCGGUCCCAUUAUGACAUCCAUGCGGUGGUGCGUUAUCAGUGUGCCGAAGGUUUCUACCAGCGCCACAUCCCCACCGCGCGUUGCCGGGCCGAUGGCACCUGGGACCGGCCCAAGAUCAUCUGCACAAAGUCUCGGCGAUCCCACCGGUACCGCCGCAACCACCGCCACGGCCAGCGCCGGGAGCGUAGGAACCACAGGAGAUACGGAGGAGAGGCACACAUGGAGAGGGGAGAGGACACACACAGCCAAUACUGAACCAAAUACUACACCUCCCACAAUGCUCUGCGCCUGACCGCUGACCUAUCCUGGGGCUGAGGGGAUCAACCCCUCACAAUGGACAGUAGUUGACAUCUGAACGUUCUCUUUUCCUGACCUAUUUCAGUCUCUCUCUUUGGAUUGAAAUCUCACUUGAGAUACUGUAUGUGUGCAAAACUUUAACUUUCAUGCAAAUGACCGAUUGACAUCAGUGCAAAAAAGGUUCUGUGUUACGCACCCAUAGCUCAUGUUUGGAUUUGUCCUUGUUUUUGGUUGAUUUUGUUUAACCCAUGUCCAUUACUUACAAUAGUAAUAGUCUCUCUCUUGCUAACACGGUCACUAAUACUGUAACUUAGAAACAGCAAAUCCUUGGCAUGUCUAUGAAUAACCUAUUCUCACUGUCGAAACAUAAAUACAGUGAUGUGAUAAAUACAGUGUGUGUGUGUGUGUGUGUGUGUGUGUGUGUGUGUGUGUGUGUGUGUGUGUGUGUGUGUGUGUGUGUGUGUGUGUGUGUGUGUGUGUGUGUGUGUGUGUGUGUGUGUGUGUGUGUGUGUGUGUCUGUUCAUGCGUGUGUAUGUGUGUGAGAGAAAGUGUGUUUUUAUAAGUUUGAAGCUUGUUCUACAUCUCAGAACAUCCUAAUGUUUGUGUUCUGUUUAUAAAGCACAGAUUUAAUUAAUACGUUAGCUAGUUAGCUUUCAGUCCCAAUUAACCCAGAGCUUUUGUCUGUAUCCUGUACUUGUUAUGUUCCCUUAGGGCUCCUGAAUAGUAGGGCUGUUUUAUUAUUCAACUUAUGUGCCAUUUUUUUAUAUUUGCUAACUUUUCAUGUCACGUCACUAUUUAUUAUGGACUAGUUAAUAUAUGUUGAUUUUGUUUGUUUACAUAAUCCAACAAGGCAAUGUAAUACCUGUUUUCUUUAAUGUUCCAUUCUCUUACAAUCAAAAUGUGGUAAACAAAAAACAAGUUAACCCUUUGAUUGCCUGUACUGUACUGUAAAUACUGUGGUUUUUGUUUGUUUGUUAUUGACUGACACCUGAUUGAUACCUGACCCGUGUCCAGCCAUGUGUUUCCCAUCGGCAUCUCAACUAAUAUUCUAAAACAGCCCCAUCGAUCUAAAUGGAAUAAAAUAGGAUAGAUUGAAGUACUACGGACUGAGACAAAACAUUCCCAUGAUAUCUACUCGAUCGCCAAUAGACCCAGUCUUUGCACGGCUCCAAUAUGUGAUGGGUAGGAUGCCAUGAAUCUGGUCCUUGAUUGGUCGUCACCCCUUUUUUGGUGUUGUUAUGAUGUCCUGUCCAGCUGUUGUGUUCCAUUCUUAAUAAAGCUAAAAAAACAAACAAAUGAA
Messenger RNA from Oncorhynchus tshawytscha (Chinook salmon), 5851 nucleotides. Its product is annotated as neurocan core protein. Gene Ontology annotation, biological process: cell adhesion. The record is from RefSeq and is a predicted model, not a curated record. Lineage: Eukaryota; Metazoa; Chordata; Actinopteri; Salmoniformes; Salmonidae. Gene Ontology annotation, molecular function: hyaluronic acid binding; calcium ion binding. The coding region runs from base 433 to 4509 and encodes 1358 amino acids. The transcript has 20 exons.